Molecule: messenger RNA, 547 nt
Organism: Suillus plorans
Lineage: Eukaryota; Fungi; Basidiomycota; Agaricomycetes; Boletales; Suillaceae
Exons: 1
Coding region: 134-481 (115 amino acids)
Source: RefSeq, a predicted model, not a curated record
CUUUGGGGCAACCGCCAAAUCGAUGGCCAAAAAGUUCCAACCCUAACCCAUUGCUCAAAAUGGCAGGCGCAGCUUCGAUGUUAGUAUACCAGGCAUCAACGUCGUUUUGUGAGUUGCGAGACAUUAGUAUACUAUGUACAGACGAAAGUUUUAUAUUUCAAUCUUCAUUCAAUGGCCCGAAAGUACCAUAAAGAGGCAGCCGCUCGUGCAAGACUCGCCCGACAAGCUCAACUGUAUACUGCUACUGCUCCAGUUAUAUCCAGCGAGGCUGCGCAACACUCAAAACCAACUUGCCGAAAGCUAUGGCUUCUGUACGUCUCAGCACAAUCCGGUUAUGGAGCAUCGGAUGCACAGGUGGAUGGAUGCUUAUCGGUCAGGUCUGGAGACGAAAAAAGCACAGUUGCAGGUCAAGGAGUUCAGCUCAAGGAAGUACAAGUCUCAUAGACGUGUUCUGGAGACUGUAGCAUGUCUUUUCGACUGAUUUUACCGGUCACCGCCAAUUUGGGUCAUGUCCGAAAAUUUAUCUCGCUCAAAUUUAAUGCUAUGC